Messenger RNA from Chanos chanos (milkfish), 15369 nucleotides. It is a transcript of the gene ryr1b, whose product is annotated as ryanodine receptor 1b (skeletal). Gene Ontology annotation, molecular function: protein binding; ryanodine-sensitive calcium-release channel activity. The record is from RefSeq and is a predicted model, not a curated record. Gene Ontology annotation, biological process: intracellular calcium ion homeostasis; striated muscle contraction; release of sequestered calcium ion into cytosol by sarcoplasmic reticulum. NCBI's taxonomy places the organism in Eukaryota, Metazoa, Chordata, Actinopteri, Gonorynchiformes, Chanidae. Gene Ontology annotation, cellular component: smooth endoplasmic reticulum; Z disc; calcium channel complex. Bases 1 to 15369 code for a protein of 5122 amino acids. The transcript has 109 exons.
AUGCCUGUGAAGACGGACCUGCUCACAGACUCUUGCCUCCGGCUUGUCCAUUUUGAUACGCGCGCCACCGUGCGCAAGGGUGGCAACGGCGAGUAUAAACUAGGCUUCAGGGACGACCAGGUGGUGCUUCAGUGCACUGCCACUAUUCAGAAGGAACAGAUCAAACUGUGCCUGUCCUGCGAGGGUUUUGGAAACCGCCUCUGCUUCCUGGAGACGACAUCCAACGCUCAGAAUGUGCCCCCUGACCUGGCGAUCUGUGCCUUCAUCCUGGAGCAGUCGCUGUCUGUGCGUGCCCUGCAGGAGAUGCUGGCUAACACCGUGGAGAUGAAUGAGGCAGUCGAUUUGGACCAGUGGUCAUCCCAGGGCAGCGGUCAUCGCACUCUGCUGUAUGGCCAUGCCAUUCUCCUGAGACACCACCACUCUGGCAUGUACUUGAGUUGCUUGACAACGUCACGUUCCCUCACAGACAAGCUGGCCUUUGACGUGGGCCUGCAGGAAGAUUCCACAGGUGAGGCAUGCUGGUGGACCAUCCAUCCUGCAUCCAAACAGAGGUCAGAGGGUGAGAAGGUCAGAGUCGGUGAUGACCUCAUCCUGGUCAGCGUGUCAUCAGAGAGAUACCUGCACCUGUCCUAUGCAAGUGGAGACCUGAUGGUGGAUGCCUCCUUCAUGCAGACUCUGUGGAACAUGAACCCAGUCUGCUCCGGCUGCGAAACGGCUGAGGGGUAUGUGACGGGAGGUCAUGUUCUCCGCCUGUUCCAUGGUCACAUGGAUGAAUGUCUUGCCAUCUCUACACCCGACCAAGGAGAAGAGCAGCGCAAGAUUGCUCAGUAUGAAGGUGGAGCUGUGUGCAGUCAGGCACGUUCUUUAUGGAGGCUGGAACCUCUGAGAAUCAGCUGGAGUGGCAGUCAUAUGAAGUGGGGCCAGCCUUUCCGUGUGAGACACAUCACCACAGGACGGUACCUCUGUCUGGAUGAGGAGAAGGGUCUCAUGGUGCUCGAUCCAGAGAAAGCCAACACCAAACAGUCUGCCUUCUGCUUCCGAAUCUCAAAGGAGAAAGUGGAUGUGGCUCAGAAGCGUGAUGUGGAGGGCAUGGGCAUCCCGGAGAUCAAGUAUGGAGAGUCCAUGUGUUUUGUGCAGCACGUCUCUACGGGACUGUGGCUCACCUAUGCUGCACUGGAUGCCAAAGCAGCUCGCCUGGGCACCAUGAAGAGAAAAGCCAUACUGCAUCAGGAAGGGCACAUGGACGACGCUCUGUUACUGUCACGCUCUCAGACCGAGGAGUCCCAGGCAGCCAGAAUGAUCUACAGCACCACAGGCCUCUUCACACAGUUCAUCAAGGGUCUGGACUCCCUGAGUGGAAAAAACAAAGCGCCCAUGUCUCUGCCCCUGGACGGAGUCAUCCUGUCCCUCCAGGACCUGAUCCACUACUUCCGCCCUCCAGAGGAGGAGUUAGAGCAUGAGGAGAAACAGACGAAACUGCGCUCCCUACGCAACCGACAGAACCUCUUUCAAGAGGAGGGUAUGAUCAACAUCGUGCUGGACUGCAUCGAUCGCCUGAACGUCUACAACACCGCUGCCCACUUCUCUGAGUUUGCUGGUGAAGAGGCUGCCGAAUCCUGGAAGGAGAUUGUCAACCUGCUCUAUGAGCUGCUGGCCUCCCUGAUCAGAGGGAACCGUGCUAACUGCGCUCUGUUCUGUGAUAACCUGGACUGGCUGGUCAGCAAGCUGGACCGUUUGGAGGCCUCCUCAGGUAUUCUGGAGGUGUUGUACUGCGUUUUGAUUGAAAGCCCUGAAGUGCUGAACAUCAUCCAGGAGAACCACAUUAAAUCGAUCAUUUCCCUUCUGGACAAGCAUGGCCGUAAUCAUAAGGUUUUGGAUGUGCUGCGCUCUCUUUGUGUGUGUAAUGGUGUAGCUGUGAGGUCCAAUCAGAACCUCAUCACAGAAAAUCUGCUCCCGGGUCGAGACCUCCUGCUGCAGACUAGCAUUGUUAAUUAUGUGACCAGUGUGAGGCCAAAUAUCUUCCUGGGGACGUGUGAGGGCUCCACACAGUACAAGAAGUGGUACUUUGAAGUGAUGGUAGACUAUGUGGAGCCGUUUGUCACUGCUCAGACCACUCACCUGCGUGUGGGCUGGGCCCUGACUGAGGGCUACAGUCCUUAUCCAGGUGGAGGAGAAGGCUGGGGUGGCAAUGGUGUUGGAGACGACCUCUACUCAUAUGGCUUUGAUGGCCUCCAUUUGUGGUCAGGUCACGUGCCUCGUCAGGUGGCCUCACCCAGUCAGCAUAUACUGGCCGCAGAUGACGUCGUGAGCUGCUGUCUGGAUCUGAGUGUACCCAGCAUCUCUUUCCGUAUCAAUGGCCAUCCUGUACAGGGCAUGUUUGAGAACUUCAAUGUGGAUGGCCUGUUCUUCCCUGUCAUCAGCUUCUCUGCUGGAGUCAAGGCCCGUUUUCUGUUGGGUGGUCGCCAUGGUGACUUCAAGUUCAUGCCUCCGCCCGGGUAUGCUCCAUGCUACGAGGCUCUGUUGCCCAGAGAAAGGAUGCGCAUAGAGCCCAUAAAAGAGUACAAGCAUGAUUUUGAUGGUGUCAGGAACCUGCUCGGACCCACUCGCUCCCUCACACACACCUCCUUUACACCAUGCCCUGUGGACACAGCACAGAUUGUGUUGCCUCCUCAUUUGGAGCGUAUCAGAGAGAAGCUGGCAGAGAACAUUCAUGAACUCUGGGCUGUCACCCGCAUUGAGCAGGGCUGGACUUAUGGAUUGUUCAGGGAUGAUAAUAAGAAACUGCACCCAUGCUUGGUGGACUUUCAGAGCCUCCCUGAGCCAGAGAGAAACUACAACCUGCAGAUGUCUGGAGAAACACUAAAGACUCUCUUGGCCCUGGGCUGUCAUGUGGGUAUGGGGGAUGAGAAGGCAGAGGAGAACUUGAAGAAGAUAAAGCUUCCUAAAACUUAUGUGAUGAGUAGUGGCUACAAGCCUGCCCCUCUGGAUCUCAGUCAUGUCAAACUGACACCCAACCAGAACCAGCUAGUGGAGAAGCUGGCUGAAAAUGGACACAAUGUGUGGGCACGAGACAGAGUGAGACAGGGCUGGACUUACAGUAUUGUGCAGGACAUCAUGAAUAAGCGUAACCCUCGUCUGGUCCCUUAUAACCUGCUGGAUGAGAAAACCAAGAAAACCAAUAGAGAUAGCGUCAACAACGCUGUACGCACUCUCAUUGGCUAUGGCUACAACAUAGAACCGCCAGACCAGGAGAGCACUGGUCACGGUGUUGAUAACAAGCGUGGGGACAAGGUGCGUAUCUUCAGAGCAGAGAAGAGCUAUGCUGUCACUCAGGGCAAGUGGUACUUUGAGUUUGAGGCAGUGACGACGGGUGAGAUGAGAGUGGGCUGGGCUAGGCCCAGUGUCCGUGCUGACACCGAGCUUGGAGCCGACGAGCUGGCCUAUGUCUUUAAUGGAAACAGGGCCCAGCGUUGGCACAUUGGGAAUGAGCCGUUUGGGCGGCAGUGGCAGUCAGGGGACGUGGUGGGCUGCAUGAUUGACCUGACAGAGAUGAACAUCAUGUUCACACUGAAUGGAGAAAUGCUCAUCAGUGACUCUGGCUCAGAGAUGGCCUUCAAAGACAUUGAGAUCGGAGAGGGUUUUAUUCCUGUGUGCUCCCUGGGUCUGUCUCAGGUGGGUCGUAUUAACCUGGGUCAGAAUGUUAGCAGCCUGCGUUACUUUGCCAUCUGUGGGCUGCAGGAGGGCUUUGAGCCUUUUGCCAUCAACAUGAAGAGGGACAUUACCAUGUGGUUCAGCAAGAGCCUACCCCAGUUUGUCCCAGUGCCAGCUGAACACCCUCACAUUGAGGUGUCUCGAGUGGAUGGAACUGUGGAAAGUGCCCCCUGCUUGAAGUUGACCCACAAGACAUUCGGCUCCCAAAACGCUAACACGGACAUGCUGUUCCUCAGAAUGAGCAUGCCCGUGGAGUUCCACGAGACCUUCAAAGUGCCCGCGGGCACCACGCCCCUUACCCGCGCCCUCACCAUCCCUGAAGACGAGGUACUGGAGGUGGACCCUGACUCAGACUUUGAGGUGCUAAAGAAGUCUGCUAGCCGCAAGGAACAGGAAGAAAAGGAAAAGGAACCCUCUGUGCCCAAAGACAUCCCCAGCAUCAAGGAGAAUGAGAAAGACACGGCCUCUGAGAAAGGAAAAAAGAAAGGUUUCCUGUUUAAGGCAAAGAAAGCAGCAAUGAUCACACCUCCUCCUGCUCCACCGACUGUUCCACGAUUAGUGGAGGAUGUGGUGCCUGAUGAUCGGGAUGAUCCUGAAAUUAUUAUGAACACCACCACGUACUAUUACUCAGUCCGUAUCUUCGCUGGUCAGGAGCCCAGUGGUGUAUGGGUUGGCUGGGUUACCCCUGACUAUCACCAGUAUGACCUUAACUUUGACCUGUCUAAAGUCCGCAACGUUACUGUGACUGUAGGAGAUGACAAAGGGAACAUUCAUGACAGCAUGAAACGUGGUAACUGCUACAUGGUUUGGGGAGGAGAAUUUGGGAGUAGUAGCCAGCAGCGCUUCAGCCAGGAGGAUCUGGUGAUUGGCUGUCUGGUUGACCUGGCAACAGGUCUCAUGACAUUCACAGCCAACGGGAAAGAGAUCAACACCUUCUACCAGGUGGAGCCAAACACAAAGCUCUUCCCGGCUGUGUUUGCUCUGCCCUCCAGCCAGAAUAUGUUGCAGUUGGAACUGGGCAAACUCAAGAACAUCAUGCCUAUCUCUGCGGCUAUGUUCCGUAGUGAGCGUAAGAACCCGGUGCCUCAGUGCCCUCCGAGGCUCGACGUAGAGAUGUUGACUCCAGUGAUCUGGAGCCGCAUGCCCAACCACUUCCUCAACCCACAGGUGCACCGUGUUAGUGAGAGGCACGGCUGGAUGGUAGAAUGCUCGGAGCCACUCACUAUGAUGGCCCUUCACAUCCCAGAGGAGAACAGGUGCAUUGAUAUCCUUGAACUGUCAGAGCGCUUGGACCUGCUGAAGUUCCAUUACCACACGCUCAUGCUUUACUGUGCGGUAUGUGCCCUUGGCAACAACCGUGUGGCUCACGCCCUCUGCAGCCACGUGGACGAAUCACAACUCUUCUACGUAAUCGAAAACACCUACCUCCCCGGCCCACUCCGCAGCGGCUACUACGACUUGCUCAUCAGUAUUCACCUGGAGUCGGCCAAGCGCAACCGCCUUGGCACCAACCGCGAGUUUAUUGUGCCCAUGACCGAGGAGACCCUGAGCAUCACCCUGUAUCCAGAUGCGGAGAAGGCACACGACCUACCUGGAGUCGGCCUCACCACCUGCCUCAGACCCAAACUCCACUUCUCUCCCAUCAACUUUGUGGGCACUGACCCCGACCUGCACACCCUCAGUCCCAUCUUCCCCCUGCAGGAGCUGAAGACCAAAUCCUUGAACAUGCUGACAGAGGCUGUGAUGGACGGCAGCCAGGCCAUGCGUGAUCCCGUGGGGGGCAGCGUGGAAUUCCACUUUGUGCCCAUCCUCAAACUCAUUAGCACACUCCUCAUCAUGGGCAUCUUUAAUGACGAUGAUGUCAAACACAUCCUCAAGAUGAUUGACCCCAACGUGUUUGGAGAUGCCAAGGAAGAGGCAGAGGAAGAAAAGGCUGAGGAGGAGGCUGAGGCCCCAGCCAAGGAAGACGGGGAGGAGGCGAAGGAGGAAAAGGAGGCAGCAGAGGGAGAGGAAGAGGUGGUUGAUGAAGGAGUGGGAGAAGAAGAGGAGGAGGAGGAAGAGGAGCUGAAGGCCCUGAAGAAGGAGGAGGGUGAAGAAGAGGAGGAAGAAGGAGAGAAAGGAGAGGAGGAAGGAACUGAAGGAAAAAAAGUGGAUGGAGAGAAAGCAGAGGAGGAGAAGGAAGCAGAAGAAGUUGAAGAGGCAGAGCCCAAAGAGGAAGAGGAGGCACCAGAGGAGGGCUUACUGCAGAUGAAGCUGCCAGAGUCUGUAAAGUUGCAGAUGUGCACCCUGCUGCAGUAUUUCUGUGACUGUGAGCUCAGACACAGAGUGGAGGCCAUUGUGGCCUACUCUGAUACAUUUGUGCAGCAUGUUCAGACCAACCAGCGUGAACGCUACAACGAGCUGAUGAGAGCUUUCACUAUGACUGCUGCUGAAACUGCUCGCAAGACACGCGAAUUCCGCUCUCCUCCACAGGAACAGGUCAUUAUGCUCACUAACUUCAAGAACAACCCUGAUGACGAGGAAUGUCCUGUGCCCGAGGAGAUUCGGGAGGGCCUGCAGCAGUUCCACAAUGACCUCCUGGCUCACUGUGGUGUGCAUGUAGAGGAAGAAGAGGAGGAGGAAGAGGUGGACACCUCUCUAAGAGGAAGACUGCUCAGCCUGGUUGAAAAAGUCAAAAACUUCCGUAAGAAGAAAGAGGAAGAGGAACCCGAGCCUGAGGAAGAGCCCAAACCCAGAACCUUACAGGAGCUCGUGUCCCACACAAUGAUCCACUGGGCUCAGGAAUCCUUCAUCCAGAACCCCGAGCUGGUGCGCCUCAUGUUCAGCCUGCUACACCGGCAGUAUGACGGCCUGGGAGAGCUGAUGCGCGCCCUGCCCAAGGCCUACGCCAUCAACGCUGUCUCUGUUCAGGACACCAUGGAACUGCUGGAGUGCCUGGGACAGAUCCGCUCCCUGCUCAUCGUCCAGAUGGGCCCAGAGGAGGAGAGGCUGAUGAUCCAGAGUAUAGGGAACAUCAUGAACAACAAGGUGUUCUACCAACACCCUAACCUGAUGCGAGCUCUGGGCAUGCAUGAGACGGUCAUGGAGGUCAUGGUGAAUGUGCUGGGUGGUGGAGGAGAUUCAAAGGAGAUCCGGUUCCCGCAGAUGGUGACCAAUUGCUGUCGUUUCCUGUGCUACUUCUGUCGAAUUAGCCGUCAGAACCAGCGCUCCAUGUUCGACCACCUCUCUUACCUGCUGCAGAACAGUGGCAUUGGCCUAGGAAUGCGUGGGUCCACUCCUCUGGAUGUGGCUGCAGCGUCCUGCAUUGACAACAAUGAGCUGGCAUUGGCUCUGCAGGAGCAAGACCUGGAGAUGGUGGUGACGUAUCUAGCUGGCUGUGGCCUGCAGAGCUGUCCCGUGCUGUUGUCCAAAGACUAUCCUGACAUCGGCUGGAACCCUGUCGGAGGAGAGCGGUAUCUGGACUUUCUCCGCUUUGCUGUCUUUGUCAAUGGUGAGAGUGUAGAGGAGAACGCUAACGUUGUGGUGAGGCUACUGAUUCGCCGACCUGAAUGUUUUGGCCCUGCCCUCAGAGGUGAGGGAGGUGCAGGCCUCCUUGCUGCCAUGGAGGAGGCUAUUAAAAUUUCAGAGGACCCUGCCAGAGAUGGGCCCACUGUCAAAAAGGACAGACGUUUCAUGUUUGGAGGGGAGGAGCAACACGAGGAGAACAGAGUGCAUCUUGGGAACGCUAUUAUGUCCUUCUACUCAGCCCUCAUUGACCUAUUGGGUCGCUGUGCCCCUGAGAUGCACUUGAUCCAGGCUGGCAAAGGUGAAGCUUUGAGGAUCAGGGCAAUCCUGAGGUCCCUGGUGCCCAUUGAAGACCUGGUUGGAGUCAUUAGUCUGCCUGUGCAGAUCCCCACCUUUGGCAAAGAUGGCCAGAUUGUUGAGCCCAAAAUGUCUGCCAGUUUUGUGCCAGACCACAAGGCAUCCAUGGUGCUGUUCUUGGACAGAGUGUACGGAAUUGAUAACCAGGACUUCCUGUUGCACGUGUUGGAAGUGGGCUUCCUGCCUGACAUGAGAGCUGCAGCCUCACUGGAUACAGCAGCGUUCAGCACCACAGAGAUGGCAUUGGCGCUGAACCGGUACCUUUGCUCAGCGGUUCUUCCCCUGCUCACCAAAUGUGCCCCGCUGUUUGCUGGCACCGACCACCGCGCCAUUAUGAUUGAUUCCAUGCUGCACACCAUCUACAGGCUGUCCCGAGGCCGUGCCCUGACCAAGGCCCAGAGAGACGUCAUCGAGGACUGCCUCAUGUCACUCGUCAAGUACCUCCGGCCGUCGAUGCUGCAGCAUCUGCUGAGGAGACUGGUAUUCGAUGUGCCAAUCCUUAAUGAAUAUGCCAAGAUGCCCCUUAAGUUGUUGACCAACCACUAUGAGCGUUGCUGGAAGUAUUACUGUCUUCCUAACGGAUGGGCCAACUUUGGCGUCACGUCAGAGGAGGAGCUGCAUCUGUCUCGCAAGCUCUUCUGGGGUAUCUUUGAGUCACUGGCGCACAAGAAAUAUGAUGCAGAGCUGUUUAAGAUUGCCAUGCCAUGCAUCUGUGCAAUAGCAGGUGCCAUCCCUCCAGACUACGUAGAUGCUAGCUACACUGCGACUGAGAAAAAAGCCUCUGUCGAUGCUGAGGGCAACUUUGACCCAAAGCCUGUGGAGACCACGAACACCAUUAUCCCAGAGAGACUGGAUCCCUUUAUCAAUAAGUAUGCAGAGCAUACACAUGACAAGUGGGCCUUUGAGAAGAUCCAGAACAACUGGACGUAUGGAGAGGUCCUGGAUGAGGAUGCCAAGACACACCCCAUGCUCCGCCCAUACAAGACAUUCUCUGAGAAGGAUAAGGAGAUCUAUCGCUGGCCCAUUAAAGAGUCAAUAAAGGCCAUGUUAGCCUGGGAAUGGACGCUGGAGAAGGCGAGAGACGGAGAAGGAGAGAAGACAGAAAAGAAAGCCAGCAGGAAGAUCUCCCACACAGCUCAGGCUACUUAUGAUCCCAGUCAGGGUUACAACCCUCAGCCUGUAGACUUAACGGGAAUGGCACUGUCCAGAGAGCUGCAGUCCAUGGCUGAACAGUUGGCUGAGAACUAUCACAACACCUGGGGCCGUAAGAAGAAGCUGGAGCUUCAGGCUAAAGGGGGCGGUACACAUCCUCUGCUGGUGCCUUACGACACUCUGACGGCUAAGGAGAAAGCACGUGACAGGGAGAAAGCCCAGGACCUGCUCAAAUUCCUCCAGCUCAAUGGAUACGCUGUCACUAGGGGCCUGAAAGAUAUGGAGCAGGAGAUCUCCUCCAUUGAGAAGCGUUUUGCUUAUGGAUUCUUGCAGAAGUUACUGAAGUGGAUGGAAAUUGCUCAGGAGUUCAUCGCCCACCUGGAGGCUGUUGUGAGCAGUGGUAGAGUAGAGAAAUCCCCUCAUGAACAGGAGAUCAAGUUCUUUGCCAAGAUCCUGCUGCCACUGGUCAAUCAGUACUUUAAGAACCACUGCCUCUACUUCCUGUCCACUCCUGCCAAAAUUCUGGGCAGUGGAGGGCAUUCCUCCAACAAGGAGAAGGAGAUGAUCGCUAGUAUCUUCUGUAAGUUGGCUGCUCUGGUGAGACACAGGGUUUCCCUCUUUGGAACGGAUGCUUCUGCAGUGGUGAACUGCCUGCACAUCCUGUCUCGCUCACUGGAUGCCAGGACCGUGAUGAAAUCUGGCCCUGAGAUUGUGAAAGCUGGUGUACGCUCGUUCUUCGAGAGUGCUGCUGAUGACAUUGAGAAGAUGGUAGAGAACCUCAAACUGGGGAAAGUGUCCACCAAAAAUCAGGUCAAGGGUGUGUCCCAGAACAUCAACUACACCACCAUUGCUCUGCUUCCAGUGCUCACCUCUCUGUUUGAUCACAUUGCCCAGCAUCAGUUUGGAGAUGAUGUCAUCCUGGACGACCUCCAGAUGUCCUGUUAUCGGAUCAUGUGCAGUAUAUAUUCUCUGGGCACCGUGAAAACCCCUCACGUUGAGAAACAAAGGCCGGCUCUUGGCGAGUGUUUGGCACAUUUGGCUGCUGCAAUGCCCGUGGCCUUCUUGGAACCCCACCUCAAUGAGUUCAAUGCCUACUCCGUCUACACAACCAAAACCCCCAGGGAAAGAAGCAUUCUGGGUCUGCCAAGCCAGGUCCAGGAGCUGUGUCCAGAUAUCCCUGAACUGGACAUUAUAAUGAAGGAGAUUGGAGACCUGGCGGAGUCUGGAGCCCGUUACACAGAGAUGCCUCACGUCAUCGAGAUCACUCUGCCUAUGCUCUGUAACUAUCUGCCACGCUGGUGGGAGAGGGGCCUUGAGAACUUCCCUGAGCAGGAAGGCCAGCUGUGCACAGAGGUCACAUCAGAACACCUCAACCAGCUGCUGGGCAGCAUCAUGAAGAUCGUGGUCAAUAACCUGGGCAUUGAUGAAGCUUCCUGGAUGAAGAGAUUGGCUGUGUUUGCCCAGCCUAUUGUGAGCAGGGCCAAACCUGAGAUGCUAAAGUCCCACUUCAUCCCCACCAUGGAGAAACUGAAAAAACGCUGUGGGAAGGUGGUGGCUGAGGAGGAGCAUCUCCGUAUGGAGGGCAAAACCGAGGUGGACAGUGAGCAGGGAACCAUUCGGGACGAAUUUGCUGUGCUUUGCAGAGACCUGUAUGCCCUCUACCCUCUGCUCAUUCGCUACGUGGACAACAACAGAGCGAGAUGGUUGACCUGUCCUGACCCCGAUGCUGAGGAUCUGUUCAGGAUGGUUGGUGAAGUUUUCAUCUUCUGGUCCAAGUCUCACAACUUCAAGCGUGAGGAACAGAACUUUGUGGUGAUGAAUGAGAUCAACAACAUGUCCUUCCUUACAGCAGACAGCAAGAGCAAAAUGAGCAAGACUGGGGACGGAGAGGGAGGAGGCUCCAAUGAGGAGCGUACCAAGAAAAAGCGGCGUGGAGACCGCUACUCUGUGCAGACCUCCCUCAUUGUGGCUGCUCUGAAGAAGCUGCUCCCUAUCGGUCUGAAUAUGUGCUCCCCAGCAGACCAGGAGCUCAUCAAUCUGGCCAAAAUCCGCUACUCCCUGAAAGACACAGAUGAGGAGGUGAGAGAAUUCCUGCAGAAUAAUCUCCAUCUUCAGGGCAAGGUGGAAGACCCAUCCAUGCGCUGGCAGAUGGCUCUGUAUAAAGAGACCUCUGGGAAGGCAGAGGAUGCCGAUGCCCCAGAGAAGGUGGUGAAGAGGGUACAAGAGGUUUCUGCUGUGCUUUACCACAUUGAAUUGACGGAGCACCCUUUCAAGUCUAAGAAGAUGGUUUGGCACAAGCUGCUGUCUAAACAGCGUCGCCGGGCUGUGGUGGCCUGCUUCAGAAUGACACCCCUCUACAACAUCCCUCGGCAUAGAGGAUCCAACAUGUUCCUAGAUGGGUAUAAGCGUAACUGGCUGGAAAAUGAGGGCUACUCAUUUGAAGACAAGAUGAUCGAUGACCUCUCUAAAAGCAUGGAAGAGGAGGAGGAAGAGGAGGAGGAGAAAGAAGCAAAACCAGACCCUCUGCAUCAGCUUAUUCUCCAUUUCAGCCGCACUGCUCUCACCGAAAAGACUAAACUUGAAGUAGAUCAUCUCUACAUGUCAUAUGCUGACAUUAUGGCAAAGAGCUGUCACAUUGGUGAGGAGGACGAAGGGGGAGAGGAGGGGGGCGAGGAGCUGUCCUUUGAGGUGCGACAGACAGAGAUGGAGAAGGAGAUGGAGAAACAGAGGCUUCUAUACCAACAGUCCCGUCUGCAUGACCGUGGAGCUGCAGAGAUGGUGCUGCAGAUGAUCAGUGCCUGCAAGGGUGAACCAGGAGCCAUGGUGUCUUCCACUCUCAAACUGGGAAUUUCCAUCCUUAACGGCGGCAACAGUGAUGUUCAGCAGAGAAUGUUAGACUAUCUGAAGGACAAGAAGGAUGUUGGCUUUUUCCUGAGUCUGCAGGCUCUGAUGCAGACCUGCAGUGUCCUGGACCUAAACGCCUUUGAGAGACAAAACAAGGCAGAGGGGCUUGGCAUGGUAUCAGAAGAGGGCACAAAUAUCAAGCUAGAACGUGACGAGAAAGUGAUGGCGGACGAUGAGUUUACAUGUGACCUCUUCCGCUUCCUGCAGCUGCUUUGUGAGGGUCACAAUAACGAUUUCCAGAACUAUCUGCGCACACAGACUGGCAGCACCACCACCAUCAACAUCAUCAUCUGCACUGUGGACUACCUACUGAGACUACAGGAGUCUAUCAGUGACUUCUACUGGUACUACUCUGGGAAGGAUAUUAUUGAUGAUCCAGGCAAGAGGAAUUUCUCUAAGGCCAUGACAGUAGCCAAACAAGUCUUCAACAGUCUCACAGAGUACAUCCAGGGCCCUUGCACUGGUAAUCAGCAGUCUCUGGCCCACAGCAGACUGUGGGAUGCUGUCGUGGGUUUCCUGCAUGUGUUUGCUCACAUGAUGAUGAAGCUGGCACAGACGCACCCUGACCCAGGACUCCGAAAUGGCGAUCAUUUCUGGAGUAGAACACACCCUGAGGACUCCAGUCAAAUUGGCCUGCUGAAGGAGCUGCUGGAUUUACAGAAGGACAUGGUGGUGAUGCUGCUCUCUCUCCUAGAGGGCAAUGUUGUGAAUGGCACAAUUGCACGCCAGAUGGUAGACAUGCUGGUAGAGUCUUCCAGCAAUGUGGAGAUGAUUCUCAAGUUCUUUGACAUGUUCCUCAAGCUGAAGGACAUUGUGGCAUCUGAUGCCUUCCGUGACUAUGUGACAGACCCACGUGGCCUCAUCUCAAAGAAGGAUUUCUCCAAGGCCAUGGAUAGCCAAAAGCAGUACUCACCCUCUGAGAUCCAGUUCCUGCUCUCCUGCUCAGAGGCCGAUGAGAAUGAGAUGAUCAAUUAUGAGGAGUUCGCCAACCGCUUCCAGGAACCAGCCAAAGACAUUGGCUUCAACAUCGCCGUGCUUCUCACAAAUCUCUCAGAGCACGUGCCCCAUGACGCACGCCUGCAGAACUUCCUGGAGCAGGCAGAGAGUGUGCUGAAUUACUUCCGCCCCUUCUUGGGCCGUAUUGAGAUUAUGGGUGCCAGCAAGAAGAUCGAGCGCAUCUACUUUGAGAUCAGCGAGGCCAACCGCAACCAGUGGGAGAUGCCUCAGGUCAGAGAGUCCAAACGGCAGUUCAUCUUCGACGUCGUCAAUGAGGGUGGUGAGUCAGAGAAAAUGGAGCUUUUUGUUAACUUCUGUGAGGACACCAUCUUUGAGAUGAACAUUGCCUCCCAGAUCUCUGAACAGGAAGAGGAAGGCAAUGAAGAUGACGAGGACGAGGAGGAAGAGAGCAGUAGAUUGAAUGGAGAGGCUGAGGGUGAAGAUGGCAAUGGAGACGAGGCUCCAGCAGAGUCCAGCUCGGCAUUCGCUGACUUCAUCAAUAGCGUGGUGAACUUUUUUAGCACCUUCACCUUCCGCAACCUCAGACGACGCUACCGAAAACUCAGAAAGAUGACCAUUAAGGAUAUGAUCAUUGGAGUGGCUACGUUCUUCUACACUGUUGUUAUAGGCAUCCUGCACUUCAUCUACAGCAUCUGCAAGGGCUUCUUCAUGCUCAUCUGGAACACGCUGUUUGGCGGAGGACUGGUGGAGGGCGCCAAGAAAAUGACCCUAACUGAGAUCCUGACUAACAUGCCUGACCCCACCCAAGACGAGGUACAUGGUGACCUCCCGCCAGAGCCAGGAGACAGGCAUGUCCAGGAAGUAGGAGGGACAGUGGAUGACCUUGAGGCAGGCACAGGGGAAGAAGAGGAAGAAGAUGGACAAGAAAAGGAAGGAGGGGGUAGACCUGGAUUUGGUUCUGCUGGUGGACUUGGCGACAUGGGAGAGACUGAACCUGAGGAACCACCCACCCCAGAAGGCACCCCAUUGCUAAAGAGAAAACUGCUGGCUGCUACUGCUGAAGGAGGAGAGGAAGGAGCAGCGGCAGAGGAAGCAGAAGAGGAGCCAGCCCCAGAACCAGAGAAGGCUGAUGCUGAAAAUGGAGAGAAAGCAGAGAAGGAGGCAGAGCCUGAGCCAGAGCCAAAGAAACCUGAGGAGAAAGAGAAGGAGGAGGAGGAGGAGGAGGAGAAGAAGAAAGUCAAGGCCAAAGCCAAGAAAGAGAAGAAACCUGAGGAGGUGUUUGAGCUCUGGAAUGAGCUGGAAAUCCAAAGAAACAAAUUCAUGAACUACCUGUCUCGCAACUUCUAUAACCUGCGUUACCUGGCUCUGUUCAUUGCCUUUGCCGUGAAUUUCAUUCUGCUCUUCUAUAAGGUGUCAGACAGCCCUCCUGGUGAAGAGGAGUUUGAGGGUUCAGCUAUGUUUGAGGGUUCAGGUCUGUUUGAGGGCUCAGGAGGGGAGGCAGAAGGUUCUGGAAUGGAGGAUGGAGAUGAGGAUGAGGAUGAUGGGAUGGUGUAUUACUUCCUGGAAGAGAGCACGGGUUACAUGGAGCCAGCUAUGUCCUUCCUCGCCAUCCUACACACCAUCAUCUCUUUCCUCUGCAUCAUUGGCUACAACUGUCUGAAGGUUCCUCUGGUCAUCUUUAAGAGAGAGAAGGAGCUGGCCCGUAAGCUGGAGUUUGACGGUCUGUAUGUGACUGAGCAGCCAGAGGACGAUGACAUAAAAGGGCAAUGGGACAGACUGGUGCUCAACACGCCCUCCUUCCCAAACAAUUACUGGGACAAGUUUGUAAAGAGAAAAGUGCUGGAUAAAUAUGGAGAUAUUUAUGGUAGAGAGAGGAUCGCUGAGCUGCUUGGUAUGGACCUGGCCUCUCUGGAUGUCAGUGCCCAGCAGCCUGCCAAGAAAGCUGAGCCAGACACUUCUGUUUUUGCCUGGAUAACCUCCAUUGACAUCAAGUACCAGAUCUGGAAGUUGGGAGUUGUAUUUACAGACAACACGUUUCUCUACCUGGUGUGGUAUCUGGUCAUGUCUCUGCUCGGCCACUACAACAACUUCUUCUUCGCCUCCCACCUGCUGGACAUCGCCAUGGGUGUCAAAACCCUUAGGACCAUUCUGUCCUCUGUCACACACAACGGCAAACAGUUGGUAAUGACAGUGGGCUUGCUGGCUGUAGUUGUGUAUCUCUACACUGUGGUGGCCUUCAACUUCUUCCGCAAAUUCUACAAUAAGAGCGAGGACGAGGAUGAACCGGACAUGAAGUGUGACGACAUGAUGACUUGUUACCUGUUCCACAUGUAUGUGGGUGUGCGUGCUGGUGGUGGUAUAGGAGAUGAGAUUGAAGAUCCUGCUGGUGAUGAGUACGAGCUGUACCGUGUGGUCUUUGACAUCACCUUCUUCUUCUUUGUCAUUGUCAUCCUGCUGGCCAUCAUUCAGGGUCUGAUCAUUGAUGCCUUUGGAGAGCUGAGAGACCAGCAGGAGCAGGUCCGAGAGGACAUGGAGACAAAAUGCUUCAUCUGUGGAAUUGGGAGUGACUACUUUGACACGACUCCGCAUGGUUUCGAGACGCAUACGCUGGAGGAACACAAUUUAGCCAACUACAUGUUCUUCCUGAUGUAUUUAAUCAAUAAAGACGAAACAGAACACACAGGACAGGAGUCAUAUGUUUGGAAGAUGUAUCAGGAGCGAUGCUGGGAUUUCUUUCCAGCUGGAGACUGCUUCAGGAAGCAAUAUGAAGAUCAGCUUGGUUAA